AUGAUUUUCACCCUUAACUUCCAAGUGCUAACUUGCCUGGUGGUGUACGUGUCAUGCGUACACGCAAUCAAGGUGACUUUUGGUACUAAGAAUGGGCCUAUCGAGCCUCCGACGCCCGAGCCGCUGCCAUCGCCGCAGCCGUUCCGGGUGCCAGCUCCUGUCUGGGAACAAAGAUCUGAUGAUUCACCAGACCCUAAUGCUCAUUGGAGACCUCAGCUUUUCAAGCCCCAGCCGAGGUACACUGAAAUUAUUUUUGCUGUGCCCUCUCAACCCCAGCAACUUCAAAACAACGCACUGCGUUUCGUCAACUCAUACAAACCAGCUCAUCAGCCAAUUCAAGCGCAACCCGUUCGAGAUUAUUUCACACCAUCCCAAAUACUUAGUUCUCAGAGCCUACCAGGCAUCGGUCUUCGCUAUCUCGUCCCCAAAUACAUAACUGAACUGCAAGCAAGGAAAGAGCAGAAGAAGCAGGAAGAUGCAAAACAUAAUGAUAUUGAAACAAAUGAUAUAUUUGGACCAAAUAAGGAAUCUAGCAGUGAUCUCCUUUGGAAAUAUGAAAAGGAUUCCUCGAAAAGAAACUUAAGACACACGUUAGAAGGCACAGCAAGACCCAUCUAUGUGUGGCCGGCGUACGUGCAACCUAGACAU
Brenthis ino (lesser marbled fritillary) is the source of this 648-nucleotide messenger RNA. Lineage: Eukaryota; Metazoa; Arthropoda; Insecta; Lepidoptera; Nymphalidae. The record is from the annotation of a GenBank genome assembly.